Molecule: messenger RNA, 669 nt
Organism: Aspergillus chevalieri
Lineage: Eukaryota; Fungi; Ascomycota; Eurotiomycetes; Eurotiales; Aspergillaceae
Gene: pre1
Product: proteasome core particle subunit beta 4
Exons: 3
Coding region: 1-669 (222 amino acids)
Biological process (GO): proteasomal protein catabolic process
Cellular component (GO): proteasome core complex, beta-subunit complex; cytosol; proteasome core complex
Molecular function (GO): peptidase activity
Source: RefSeq, a predicted model, not a curated record
AUGGAGGUUCUACUUGGUAUCACCGGCAAGGACUUUGUCAUUCUGGCCGCCUCCAAGGCCUCAAUGCGCGGACCGACAAUUAUCAAGGCUGAGGAUGAUAAGACACGGCAGUUGAACAAGAACACCGUCAUGGCUUUCUCGGGGGAGGCGGGAGAUACAGGUGAGUGGAACAUACGGAAAGUAGGACUAUCCAAGCUAAUCCAUCUGUCUUGGAUAGUGCAAUUCGCCGAAUACAUCCAAGCAAACAUCCAACUAUACACGAUGCGGAACGACGCCGAACUAAGUCCUAACGCGGUGGCCCACUUUGUCCGGGGAGAAUUGGCACGAAGUUUGAGAUCGCGGAGUCCUUACAUGGUCAACUUGCUGCUUGGUGGAAUGGAUCCGAUUUCACAAGAACCGAGUCUGUAUUGGGUGGAUUACUUGGCGUCGCUGGCUCCGGUGCCUUAUGCCGCCCACGGUUACGCACAGUUCUAUUGCUUGUCCAUUCUCGACAAACACCACCAUCCCGAUAUUAAUCUGGAGCAAGGCUUGAAGCUCCUCGGGAUGUGUACCGACGAACUGAAGCGCCGACUGCCGAUCGACUACAAGGGUGUUCUGGUCAAGGUGAUCUCGAAAGACGGCGUGAAAGAAGUAGACUUUGACAAUAACCGAAUCGUCACGAGCGCUUAA